Ruditapes philippinarum (Manila clam) is the source of this 1639-nucleotide messenger RNA. RefSeq names its product ADP-ribosylhydrolase ARH1-like. Lineage: Eukaryota; Metazoa; Mollusca; Bivalvia; Venerida; Veneridae. The record is from RefSeq and is a predicted model, not a curated record. The transcript has a single exon. Gene Ontology annotation, molecular function: ADP-ribosylarginine-[protein] hydrolase activity; magnesium ion binding. Bases 148 to 1269 code for a protein of 373 amino acids. Gene Ontology annotation, biological process: protein de-ADP-ribosylation.
UACAAGGAAUUCAACUUUUCCGUUCUCAUCUCAGGAAUUCUACUUUCUGUUUCAAUACCUUACUGAAUGAAUUCGGUUUGAAUGAUCAGUAUUUAACGGACACUUGGUUUGCAAACAACUGAAAUUAUCGGAAGCCUGAAUUAAGAAAUGAAUCGAAUGAAAAUGGAAACGAGUACGAAAUGUUGGUCAGUUCAAACGGGAAGAGAAAGAUAUAUUGCUGGUAUGGUUCUUAGUGCUGUUGGAGAUGCCCUCGGCUACAAAAAUGGUGCAUGGGAAUUUUGCACGCGAGGUGAUAAGAUUCAUAGAGAGUUAAAAGACAUGGGUGGUAUUAAGCGUAUUGAGGUUAGAUUACCUGACUGGACAGUUAGUGAUGACACGGUGAUGCAUUUAGCAACUGCAGACGCUCUUGUGAGACACAAAAAGUGUGAAGAUAAAGAAAACCUCUAUUCACUUCUUGCAGAUGCAUACCAAAAAUGUAUGAAUGAUAUGGCAAAUCGUUCCCCUGGUAUGACUUGCAUGGAAAUGGCAAGAAAAUUAAAUCCAUUCAAGGAAGCUGGGUAUCGAAUUCCGUUUAAUCCGAGAGGGGGUGGUUGUGGGGCGGCCAUGAGGUCAAUGUGUAUUGGACUGAGAUAUCCGCGACCUGCUGACAUUGAGGAUCUUAUCGAAGUUAGCAUAGAAUCUGGAAGAAUGACCCAUCAUCACCCAACUGGAUAUCUCGGCUCUCUUGCUUCUGCUCUUUUCACUUCAUAUGCGGUUCAAAAGAAACCAGUAAGCGAAUGGGGAGUUGGGCUGAUUGGAUGUCUGGAACUAGCUAAGCAAUACGUUUCUUCGUGCAAGGGCAUUUUCGUGGAAGAAAAUAUAAAAAGCUGGGGCUAUUUUGAAAACAAGUGGAAGGCAUAUUUGAGAUUGAGGAACAUACACGAGGGUAUAAAUAAGCCACAUUUUCCAGUAGAUUUCGAUAAUGUCGUUAAACGGGAUCAGUUUUACACGAUGAUGAGUUACGACAACUGGGGAGGGGCAAGCGGACAUGACGCCCCGAUGAUUGCGUAUGAUGCAUUACUUGCCUGUGAUGGUGAAUGGAGUGUAUUAUGUGAUCGAGCUAUGUUUCACGGCGGGGACAGCGACAGUACUGGAGCAAUUGCAGGUUGCCUCUUCGGUGUUUUGUAUGGGUUCAGUGAUGUUCCGAAGUGUAAUUAUAAACAUGUCGAGUAUCAUGACCGAAUCGAUAAAGUAGCUGUCGAACUUUAUGAGUUAGCUGUUUCAAAAUAAUGUGUGAAAUAAACCGCUUUAUUCUUACUUACUUAUGAAUGUAUUGACAUAAAAAACAUUCUCCAUUUAUUAUCAAAUCAUGUUUAUUACAUAUUGAGUAUUGUUAAAAUGUAAAGACACAUAACUAGUCUUGUUGGAUUUUCAUUAUUUCUUUUUAUGGUAGGAAAUAAUAAUUGUCAUUUUUGUCGGAAUGAAUACACUGUAGUCAAAAUUUGAUGUAAGAAAUAUACAUGUCAUCAUUGCUGUCUUAAUGCUGUACAUCAAUAUUCGUAUUCACUUUUCUUUCAUAAAAGAAGUAUAACGAUAAAAAUGAAGAAUGGUUCACUUUAUAUAAAAUAUGUACUUCAUCUCAAUAAAAGUGAUAUUCAUA